CAGUACAUUGAGACCAUUGAGAUGAGUGAGAUGCACAUCUGGAUGUACAUAAUCUGUAUCAGUUUUGGAGGGAAGAACAUGCAGUAAAUUGAAAUAUGGCAUCAGUUUGUAAAGGUUUUCGCUGUAGAGCAUGUGACCGGGAAAUUUGUGAUGAGACAUUUUCGUGCACAUUACGAAGAGGAGGGGCAUAUGUAUCAGGUGUUUUAGAUUGUGUGCAGAAAAGAGGGCAGGGAAAGAAACUUUCCCUCAUAUGUUCAUGUGGAGAAAAUGUUGGAGACUUUGUUGCUUACAAGAAGGACCUGAAAUAUUGUUUAGACCUGGGGAAAGUUAAAAGUUGCAGUGUUAGAAGUGCUAAUAAUUGUGAUGCUCAAAAUGUUCAGCUUCAGCAGCAGACUGGCCCAACACUGAGUAAGAAAGUAGAUGGUGCCAGUAACAAAUGUAAUAUUUCAACACUGUGUCGAGAAGAGGCUGAAAGAGGGAACGAAGUUGGGCAGUUGAAGCAAACAGUAGCUGCUUUGGAAGGAAAAGUGAGAUCUAUGGAAAAAGAUAAUGAAGAAAAACUAAAAGAUGUAUGUGGAAUGUUGCUUUCACAGAAACUGGAAAUUCAGCGGCUUCAAGAAAUUAUCUGGGCUCUGCAUCCUAAUGUCAAUUUGAAUUCCACUUUCAUAGUUAAUGACAAGGCGUCAUACUUCGAUCCUGGUGCAGACACAUCUCUUGGUGGUCUCAGUGUUGAAGAAGACUCAGCGCAAUGCUGAAAUUGAGAACUCCUCUGUAAAUGCUUUAUUGUUGUUAAUUAGGUACACUGUAGCAAGAAUAAAGAAUAAUUUUGCAUUCAGAA
Cryptotermes secundus is the source of this 838-nucleotide messenger RNA. RefSeq lists its product as uncharacterized. NCBI's taxonomy places the organism in Eukaryota, Metazoa, Arthropoda, Insecta, Blattodea, Kalotermitidae. The coding region runs from base 96 to 755 and encodes 219 amino acids. The transcript is spliced from 3 exons. The record is from RefSeq and is a predicted model, not a curated record.